Messenger RNA from Raphanus sativus (radish), 2025 nucleotides. Its product is annotated as putative UDP-glucuronate:xylan alpha-glucuronosyltransferase 4. The record is from RefSeq and is a predicted model, not a curated record. Lineage: Eukaryota; Viridiplantae; Streptophyta; Magnoliopsida; Brassicales; Brassicaceae. The transcript has 3 exons. Gene Ontology annotation, biological process: xylan biosynthetic process. Gene Ontology annotation, molecular function: glycosyltransferase activity. The coding region runs from base 143 to 1867 and encodes 574 amino acids.
UAAUCAUACGAACGAAACAAUCGUAUAAAGAGAGAGAGGAACAAAUUGACUUUCACACCAACGUGCGUCCAUGCAAAUCAGUCAUGUUACCAACACGCAUGAACUAACACUCACAUACAUAUAUAGCUUCACGUAUUAGAGAAUGAAGAUGCGUUCAAAGAUUUCUAGGUACAGAAACGUAACGCAGAGAGAUUUAAAGAUGGGGGCAAAAACACAAAAUUCUAGAGGGAGAAUCUUCAUGGUCUAUCUAAUACUAAUCUCAUUAUCACUUGUAGGUUUGAUAAUAUCCUUUAAACCCUUUUCUGUUCCAAACCAAAUCAUCACAUCUCCAUCGUCCGACGAUAUACGGAUUGAUCUUCCUUCCCCCGUAGUCGUCAGCAAAAACCCAAGAUGGCUCCGACUUGUCCGUGACUAUCUACCGGCAAAGAAACUCCGGAUAGGCUUCCUUAACAUCGAAGAGCAAGAGCGCGAGAGCUUCGAGGCUGAUGGCCCGUCGAUCUCGGAGAACGUCCACGUGUCGCUCGAUCCUCUUCCGGAGAAUCUUACUUGGAAUAGUCUCUUCCCGGAGUGGAUCGACGAGGAAAAGUCUCAAUGCCCGGAGAUCCCUCUCCCUAAGCGUGAAGGUUCUAAUGCUGACGUGGAUGUCAUAGUUGCAAAGGUCCCGUGCGAUGGUUGGUCGGAGAAUAAAGGACUAAGGGAUGUUUUCAGGCUUCAGGUUAAUUUGGCUGCGGCGAAUCUAGCGGUCGAGAGUGGGUUGACCAAGGUUGUGUACGUUGUGUUCGUCGGGUCAUGUGGGCCCAUGCAUGAGAUCUUCAAGUGCGAUGAGCGCGUGAGGCGAGUGGAUGAUUAUUGGGUGUAUAAGCCUAAUCUCCCAAGGUUGAAGCAGAAGCUUCUCAUGCCUGUUGGUUCAUGUCACGUUGCUUCUCCAUUUGCUCAACUUGGCCAAGAAGCAUGGAGACCAAAAGAUAAAGAUAAGCUUACGUCCGAUGCAAUUCGUAAGCAUCGAGUGGCCUACGUGACGGUACUACACUCGUCCGAGGCCUAUGUCUGUGGGGCAAUAGCUUUAGCACAAAGCAUAAGACAAUCAGGAUCGAACAAGGACAUGAUUCUCCUCCACGAUCGGUCCAUAACAAACAGGUCCCUUAUCGGUCUCAGCUCCGCUGGUUGGAAUCUUCGGCUGAUUGACAGAAUCCGUAGCCCUUUCGCGGAGAAGGACUCUUACAAUGAAUGGAACUACAGCAAAUUGCGUGUGUGGCAAGUAACUGACUACGAUAAACUUUUGUUCAUAGAUGCAGAUAUUAUCGUUGUCAAGAAGCUUGAUCAUCUCUUCUAUUAUCCGCAACUCUCAGCUGCAGGCAACGACAAAGUGUUAUUCAACUCCGGAGUCAUGAUUGUCGAGCCAUCAGCAUGUCUUUUUAAAGAUCUAAUGGAGAAAUCCUCCAAGAUCGAGUCAUACAAUGGAGGAGACCAGGGAUUCCUCAAUGAGAAUUUUGUAUGGUGGCACAGGUUAUCGAAACGCGUGAACACAAUGAAGUUCUUCGCCGAAAAUUUUAAAGGAACACGCGAUCUUCCAGAUGAUCUAGAGGGUCUGCACUACUUGGGACUGAAGCCAUGGGUAUGUUAUAGAGACUAUGAUUGCAAUUGGGACAUGAAGUUAAGGCACGAGUUUGCCAGCGAUUCAGUGCAUGAAAAAUGGUGGAAAGUUUAUGACAAGAUGCCAGAGCAGUUGAAAGGUUAUUGUGGUUUGAAUAAGAAAAUGAAGUAUAGGAUUGAGAAGUGGAGGAAAAUCGCUGAGAAAGAUAGUUUGCCUGAUAGGCAUUGGGAGAUAGAAGUGAGAGAUCCUAGGAAGAAUAACCUUGUUCAGUGAGAGUGUUUUGUCUUUGAUUUUAUUGAAGUCUUACAGAAACUUGUGAAGUAAGACUGAAGAACCUUCUGAUUCGAGAAAGGGUUCUCGCUUCUGUUUUUUUUUUUCUGUCACACAGGGUUUUAUUUUAAUUUCUGUAAUUUUCAAAGUAUAACGGAGAA